Molecule: messenger RNA, 1166 nt
Organism: Cuscuta europaea
Lineage: Eukaryota; Viridiplantae; Streptophyta; Magnoliopsida; Solanales; Convolvulaceae
Source: the annotation of a GenBank genome assembly
UAGGACUACACAGCUUCACUCCACGCACAGUCCAGGCAUUAGCCAUAGCCUCCAUUUUCAGAGUUCUCUCGUUUGAUCAUUCUUAAUUUACUAUUUCUCCAUCGUUUCUUAAGAAGAAGAUUCUCCUAAACCAUUCGAAAUGAGAAUAAGGAAUUCAAUUCCCAAUUCUCCGAUUUCACUCUCAUUGUCAUCUUCUUCUUCGAUCACCACCAACUCUCUAGCUUCCUCCACGGAUUCGUCUUCCUCCGCUCCAAUCCCCUACCCUUCUAUCCCAUCUCGGUGUAGAGGCCUCGAUCUGCUUGUUAAGGCAAUCCACCAAGUCACAGCUGGAUCGGCGGUCGGUUUUCCUUACAUCCAGAAACGAGUCAUCCGACGGCGGAGAAGAGCUGUCUGCUUCGACAAGCUCUGCAUCAUGAUCGCCGAUCCGAAAUCGUCUCUUCUCGGGAGGGACAGAAGGAAAAGAAGAAGAGCCAUCGCUUCUCUUCCCUCUAAGUAUCAGGACUCUGUGCUUCAAUCCUGGAGGCCAAAAAGCAGGAGAUCCGUCAAGGUUCUAGAUUGCUGAGCUCUGAUUUUAUUGCCUUGUUUCUGCAGAUUCUUUAUUUCAUUUUAUAUUGGAUUUUAGUUGGAUCUAUGUAUUUGUGCGUAUAUAUAUGGAGAAUGGCAGUGUGACAUUUUCAGUCAUGAAGAACUCUCUGUCUUUGAUCGAUCCAAUCAACUAAUGAAUUUGCUAAACUGAGUAUUCAUUCCGGUAUAGUACUUGAAAGGUUUUCAUUUUAUUUUUAAAAGUGAUGAUUUUGAUCAAUUAAUUGAUAUGUCUAAGUUAUAAUUGUGGGAGUAUUUUUAUUCUAUGAACUAGGAAUCUCUAUAUAUUUUUUAAUUUGAAGUGAAAAAUGAUGGAUAAAUCCCCUAAACUAUAAGAUAAGCAAACUUCUCUCCACACUAUUAAGCUGGUAAUUUCUCUUGCAUUUUGGGAAAUUGGUAUCUUGUUGACUGGAAUUGUAUGGCAGCAAUUGCCAACAGUCUAUGUGAGUUCUUCCUGGCUGAAAUUGAUCAUUUCCCAUAUAUAUGGAGAGAUGUAGAGAGAACCACAGAAUCAUAUUCAUUGGAUAUUUGGAUUGUUGCUUUGCUGCAUAUUAAGCUUCUUCUUGAAUCUUUAUUCGUGAGUA